AUCUUAUUAUCUAUGCAUUGCUUUUAUCCCAAAAUAAUAAAUAACUGUUUUUUUAAUAACUUUGCGAUUGAGUUUUUAGCUUUUCUAGCAACUACUCAUGAGCUUUGGCCGGUUAUUACAUGAAUCAAGUUUAAGCGAUGUAAUAAAUAGAAGAAAAACUUGGCAUUUCGUAUGGUUGACAUUGACAUUAGUGACGUUUCGUUUUUGAAAGUAUUGUGAGUAUUGUGGUGUUAAAAUCAAAAGUUCUUUUUGUAAAAUAAUACUAAAAAUUCCAAAUGGAUACCUACGAAAGCGUAGUGCUAGUUAAACCUGAAGUAUUCGUUUUUAAUAUUCCACCAAGGUCAUCAAAUAGAAAUUACAGGGCUGCCGAUUGGAACUUAGCGGAACCGUCAUGGACAGGAAGAAUGAGAUUGAUUUCAAAAGGCAAUGAACUGUUUAUCAAAUUGGAGGAUAAGAACUCUGGGGAACUGUUUGCAAAAUGUCCCAUUGAUACCUACCCUGGAAUAGCCAUUGAACCUGUUAGUGAUUCGUCAAGAUACUUUGUUUUGCGUAUUAUGGAUGAUAAUGGCCGAACUGCUUUCAUUGGCAUUGGUUUUGGAGAUAGAUCAGACUCAUUCGACUUAAAUGUUGCUCUUCAAGACCACUUCAAAUGGGUGAAGAAGGAAAAACAAAUCAAUGAAGAACCCAGUGGACCAGGUUUGGAUCUUGGAUUUAAAGAAGGGGAAACAAUCAAAAUUAACAUGAAAAUAACAAAGAAAGAUGGUUCAGAGGGCAGUUCAAGGUCAAGAGUACAGACUACAGGUUGUGGUGGUCUGGGAUUAUUGCCACCUCCACCAAGUGGUAAAUUGCCAGCCCCACCAGGAAGUUCACCCACAGUGUCUCCUUCACAUGCAGCAGCCAAAACAAACCCAACUGGGGAUUCUUGGUCUGAAUUUAAAUCAGCUGAUGACAGUGCUUCCCAAAAUCAGCCUGCAUCAAACAGCAACUGGGUGCAGUUCUAAGUUCUUCUGACAGGUGAUAUGUUGUUAUUUAAAAAAAAUAUGCGCAGGUUAGAAUUUAUCCUAGGUAGUCUGAGGUGUGCUGUAUAAUUUAUCAUAACUAUAGGUAGUUAUAUAUCAUACAUAUAUGAUAGUAUCUGAAUAAUUUUUAUAAAAAGUGACCUUUUUCACAUGAUAUGUAUACAUUUUUAUAGCGUACCUUCUUUGCGAAUUAUAAAAUGAUUGAGAAUUAUAGCAAUUAAGAUAUAGAAUAGCUUGAUUUGAUACUUUAUAUACAUUCUUUUUAGCUUUCAUUACUCAUGUGAUGUCAUCAACCCUUUUUCUUCUAUUUUUAUUUAUCAGAAUGCAUAAUAGCAUAUUUUUUGUACGUUUAGUAUGUAGAGAAGAAUCCAUGUCAUUUUUUGCUCAUAAAGCACAGUACACACCUAUCGACACAAAUAUUUACACAAUCUUUUGUCUCUUUUGAGAAGUAUUACUCAAGAAGAGUAAGUUUUUUAGAACCUUGGAAUAAUCCAGGGAUCUGGAAAGCUUUUUAAUUAAUAUACUUGUCUAUAUUUGUCCAAAAACUCUGCCGACAAACGAAGACAGGAGAUUCUUCAGAUAAUUUUAAGACAAUUUAGCUCAAUUCACCUAAUUCGAAAUUGCUUCCUAAGGGAGCUAGAGUUCUUUGAAAAUGGCGUCUUGUAAUUAGUUUUUCUUAAAUACCUCCAGAACGCUUCAAUUUAUAAAAGCUGAAAUCGGUGCGUAUAUUUAUCUUCCAGAGAUAAAUCGAUUCCAUCCAUUGCGAAUUUCUAGUACCGAUCAUAGGCGUCCGUUUUGGGUAGGGCAACGGUUAUUUUAUCACAUAACUUUUUUGUCUUUAAUUUUUAAGCAUUUUUGACACUGGAUUAUUAAAUUGUGAGGUAUUCUAGUACUAAAAGGUACUCUUGCUUUAAGUCGGUAGAACACACGCUUUUCUAGAAAAAUCGAUUUGAAAAGUUUUCGUUUUUUGAAUUUGAAAAAAAAAUUUGUUCAAAGAAAAUAACGGUGUAUUUUACCAACUUAAAGUAAGAGUAACUUUUAGUACUAGAAUACCUCUUAACUUAAUAAUCUAGAGUCAAAAAUGCUUAAAAAUUAAGACAAAAAUGUUAUGCGAUAAAAUAACCGUCGACCUACCCAAAACGGACGCAUAUGACCCUUUACUAGUAAUUCGCAAUUAAUGAAAUCGAUUCAUCACUGAAAUAUAAAUAAACUGACCAGUUUUCGGAUUUCUAAAUAGUUCUUUUUUAAUUUUUUUUGGAAAUUCAGAAAAAGAAAAAUUUUCAAAUCGAUUUUUCUAGAAAACGGUGUAUUCUAUCGACUUAAAACAAGAGUACCUUUUAGUUGCAAAAUACCUCUCAGUUUAAUAAUCCAGUGUCAAAAAUACUUAAAAGUUAAAGAUAAAAUAUCUGUUGCCCUACCCAAAACGGACGCCUAUGACCGGUAAUAGAAAUUCGCAAUGCAUGAAAUCGAUUUAUCUGUGGAAGAUAAAUAUGUGUACCAAUUUUUAUUUUUCUCAAUAGACGCGUUCUGGAGCUAUUUAAGAGAAACUAAUUACAAGAAGCCAUCUUAAAAGAGCUCUAGCUCCCUUAGGAAGCAUUUUCAGACUAGGUGAAUUUGGUUAAAUUGUAUUAAAAUUAUCUGAGGAAUCUCCUGUCUUCGUUUGUCUGUAGAGUUUCUGGACACCCUGUAUAUGUGCUUAUAGAAAGAUAAUUUAUGUUUUCUACAGGAGAAUUAGAUUUCGUUUUUAGACAUUAACAAUUAAAUGCAAAAAUGCAUUUAUUUUUUUCAAAUUUUUACAUAUUUUUGUAUUUUGUUGCUUCGAAAACUUUAAAAUAUAUCAUUAAUUUAUUUAUAAGUCUUAUAAUUUUGCAUAGUUUGCAGUUUUCGGAACAAAAAAUUAAUUUUACAACUUUUAUAUCAAGCAAUUUUGAAGAUAUCUACUACUUAAGACAAAAUUUUGAGCUUUUGUUUCAAAAACUCACCUUUUAAUGGCAAAUAAAAGUUUGAAAAAUACUUUUUGUAGAAUUGAAAAGACUUUCUAGAUACCUUGAUUAUUUCAAAGUUACAAACAUGAUAUUUUUUACUUAUUUUGCUGAAUUAUAUGUUAUAUUGUAAUAGUUUAACCAUCAUUUUGCAUUGCUAUGGUAAAAACUUCAUUUCAGAGCGUAGGCGCGAAAUAUCGUUCCAAUGCAUUUUAAAUGCAUUCAGUUUUCGAAUCCUGAGAAGUCUAAUAAGUAUUUUGGAAAAAUUUAUACGCAGGAUGAAAGAUUACAUCUUUACCGAGUAGAAAGUCCCUGAAAACUUCUAUAAUGUUUAUUUUAAUAAGUUACAGGGGUGAAAAAGAAGAGAAAAUUGAGUGUGAUUUUUAAUUUCAAAUAUCUCAUUCAAAAGAAACUUUUUGUUUAUUCUAAUGGACUUUCUACCCUCGGUAAUAAUAUAGUCUUUCAUUCUGCGUUUAAAUUUUUCAAAAAUAUUUAUUAGUUUUUUCAGGAUUCGAAAAAAUAAACACCAUGUCCAUGGUAAUAUUUUCCAAAUCCAACAUUCGCUAUCUUUGUCAUACAACACACUCGGUCAAACAGAAUGCGAUGACAAGACAGUAGCAAACAAGGCUACUAAAUAUUUGACAAGACUUCAGGAAUAUUUUGAGUUGUUUAUUAAAUAAUAUUGAUAGUGUAUUUGAUUUAAGACGUGAAACUAAUAAAAGUUAUUGAUUGUUUAUUAUUUAUGGAAGAUCCAGGGUAUAUAAUCCAAUACACCAGGGUAUAUUCUGUGAUCCAAGUAUUUUGUUGUUAAAGAUGUUCAAAAUUUAUCUAAGCGUUCCAUAGUAACAAUAUUAGUAAAAUCACUUUAUCACUUUCUCUUUUCACGAUUAUUAGCUUUUAUUGUAUAGUAUAUAAAUUAAUUGUAAUCACGGAAUACAUAGUGAGUGAAAAAAUAAUCCUAUUAAUUAACUGAAUUAAUAAUCAUUUAAGCGAUUAUACAAAGAACGGUUAUCCAAGAACAUUCAAAAACUGAACGAAAUAGCCAUCUCUAUGUUAAUGAUGACAAUGUCUAUUGUUUACAUCUUCAUACCAGAGAGAACUUUACUACAUGUAAUUUGCCGUGUAAAGAAAGAAAAAAUAGGGAUAGCCCUAAAAUAUUUGCGCCUACGCUGUUAAGUACUAUUUAUUUAUAGUAAAUAUUAUCUACUUUUUAUGAAAAUUAUUCUGUUAAUUUCACUAAGAAUGUAAAGGAAAAUGGAACAAAUAGCCACUACAUCCAUUCAAAGUUGUAAUAUAUUAUAAUAACCUUAGUAAGAAGUUACUGUUCAUUUGUUUUUGUAAAAAUUCGCUAAUGUGUAUAUGCAGCAUAUAAAUGUUUUUUUACUUAUAAAUAUAUUGCUCAUGACUGUUUCUUAGUGGGUAACUAAUUCUUUUUAACUUUGGAAUCGUUUUAGGAGCUUGUUAUAAACAAUUUUUAGGAUUAUGUAUGUAAACUAAAAGUCAUACAAUUAGGCAUGCACGUCAUGGAUUUAAUGACAUCAUGAUCCACCGGUACAAACUUGACGGCAAACAAAUUCAACAAAGAUUUCCUCAUAUACAGUGAUGAGCGAGCUAAUAACCGGCAUAAUAACGCAAAAGAUAUAAAAUAUAUAUUAAGUUCUGAGAUAAAAAGAAAUGAAACUAGUAGAGUUGGGAAAUUUAGCGAUAAAGACGUAUAAAUUUACAUUAUAUUUAUUGUUUCCCACCUUCAGAGGUAUCAGAGGAGUAUGUCAACUAAAACUGUCACAUUGGCAGUUGCCAAACUCGUCCGAUACGUCUAAAGGUGGGAAACAAUAAAUAUAAUGUAAAUUUAGAGGUUUUUAUCGCUAAACUUCCAACCUCUACUAAAGUAUAAUUCAAUAAGCGAUGCAGGGCGAUGUAAAUAUUACCACGUGUAGGCCUCAACAGGGCCGCAUUUAGGAUUAUUUUUUGUUUAGUCAGAAUAUAUAUUAUCAUAUAAAAUACGAAAUUUAUAUUUUAAUUUUGCAAAAGUGCUCGACAAAGAACCUGAUUGUUUUAGUUGAUAUCCGAUAAUAGGAACCAUUUAUACAGGGCGAAAAACCCAAGAAUUUAUUUUUUUGCCAACAAUUUUAUGUACAGAGUGCCUACAAAAAAUAUAAGUUUUAUUUUUAAUUUUUGAUAUACUUAGUUGUGUGUACAAUUCCAAAAAGUUUCAUAAAAAUAAUAACAAAAAAAUACUCAUUACUCAAUUAUGUUGAAAUAAUAUACAAGGUGUC
Diabrotica virgifera virgifera (western corn rootworm) is the source of this 5277-nucleotide messenger RNA. Its product is annotated as NECAP-like protein CG9132. Gene Ontology annotation, cellular component: clathrin vesicle coat; membrane. NCBI's taxonomy places the organism in Eukaryota, Metazoa, Arthropoda, Insecta, Coleoptera, Chrysomelidae. Gene Ontology annotation, biological process: endocytosis. The transcript is spliced from 4 exons. Bases 276 to 1001 code for a protein of 241 amino acids. The record is from RefSeq and is a predicted model, not a curated record.